Messenger RNA from Dentiscutata erythropus, 1248 nucleotides. The record is from the annotation of a GenBank genome assembly. Lineage: Eukaryota; Fungi; Glomeromycota; Glomeromycetes; Diversisporales; Gigasporaceae.
AUGUCUUCAACUCGCGGACCAAUAAGAUUAAACGUAUUCGAUUUCGAUGGAACGCUUUUCAAGUCGCCUCAACCAAAUCCACAAUUAUGGAAUAAGGAAUUCAUAAAAUUACUUACUCAUGAAAAUGGUUUACUCAAAAAUUGGUAUCAAGAUAAAAGAUCUUUAGAUCUUGGUGAGGAGGCCGCACUUUAUGGCUGGAAAAAUUGGUGGAAUUCUGAAGGAGUUGGUCAUGCGCGUGAAUCGAUGAAAGAACAAGGCUCUUUAAAUAUAUUAUUAAGUGGACGUAAACAUUCCGAAUUUCACCAAGUAAUCACUCAUAUGAUAGAAAAAAAAGGGUUAAUUUUUGACGUAAUAGGUUUUGUACCAGAUAGAGAUAUACUUGAUUGGCAAUUUUAUUAUAAACCGGCGAUUGUCAGUAAGAUAGGGUCACAGAGGUAUAAUAUGCUAAAAGAAUAUAAAACAAAAAUGUACAUCGCUCAAAAUAUAAAUCAAUUCAAGGAACAGUUCAUAGGAACUCUGCUGUUGCAACAUCCUUCCAUUAAGUCAGUAAAUGUAUGGGAAGAUUCCUUAAGUUCUUCGCCAAUGUUUACCGCGUUCCUAGAAAAUAAAUUAAAGGGUACAGGACGAGUGGCUCAAACUCAUUUUAUAGAAUUGCGUUUUGACGUAUGUUUCCUUGAACCAUUUAAAGAAUGGGAAUUUGUCUUAGCAUUGUUGAGAGAUCAUAACGCAUAUAUCAAUAACGCGCCAGGACCAGCACCAAUUUUGCGAGUAUCACGCGUAGCACUUGCUCGAAAAAUUCAAUAUGUAGGAGUUUUCUUCGGUGAAGAUGCAAUUAAUACAUUGCGUCGUAACUAUCCACCACCUAGUCGUAAUAAAAAUAAAAACACAGAACAUGAUUGGAGUUUUGAUGGAUCAUAUAUUUUUAUUAUAGUAAAACCAACACCAAUACUACUUCAAGAUCGAGGAGCCAUUGUUAUAGUGAAAGUAAUCGCACGCAGUAUUUACGAAGAUCGAUAUUAUUUCUUAAAAGUUGAGAAAGUUACAAUUGCAGGACAAUGCUAUGAUGAUUUGUUUAUUAUGCUUGCGUCUGAUAAAAACCUCGGAGGGGGGUUUCCGGAUCCACGAUAUGUAAAUCUGGAUUGGGAACGAGUUCCAACCGAAAGACAGAUUUCAGUUCGAGGAAUUCUUGCAACAAAAUGUAUAAUGGGUCAUACGUUGGUAAAUAGUAGUGACAAUAGUAAAAAUUAA